GGUGUUGGCUGCCAUGUGGACGCCGCAUACUUUUAAGUGGAGGUCGUUCGUUCGAGAGCGGAAUGAUUCGUUGUUAGCUACCAAUGGCGAAGCUGUCACCUCUCACUCUGAUCUUCAUCGCUGCCUGUCUUUCACGCAUACUUCAACUCACAAUCCUCUCUGGCCUCAGCAAGGCUCUGCCUCUGUUCGAUACAUCACCAUCUCUCCUGCUCUCUUCCCCACCACCCGCCUUACGAUGGGAUGCUAUUCAUUUUGCGUCUGUAGCUUACAAUGGGUACGAAUAUGAGCAACAGGUCGCUUUUCAGCCAGGAUGGCUUGCCGUGAUGCGACUGGCGGGCGAGGGUGUGAGGUUUAUAAGGGCAGCAUCAGUCGUAGAACUGAAGGAUGUGAUACUGGGAGGCACAAUCGUGGCUAAUGUUGCCUUCGUGGCUGCGACCUUGGUGCUUUACAAACUGACGAAACACAUCUUCAACCCAACGUUCGCAUUUCUUACAUCCCUACUCUAUCUCCUACCGCCCACGGCCACUCCUUCAGCACCCUAUACAGAACCUAUCUACUCUCUUCUGACAUUCUCAGGCAUCUAUCUUCUGUCUAUCAAGCGACAAAUGGUACUUGCUGGUCUUUGUUUUGCAGGGGCAACCACCAUCAGGUCCACUGGCAUUUUCAACUCAAUCACGCUCAUGUGUUUCGCUGUUUUCGGUGAUGCACACAUAUUCGAUCUCGACCCUAAGGAUUACUGUAAGAUUCGUAAAAAAUUGAAGCCUUUUCUGUCGGCAAUCCUCGUGGUCGCGCCAUUCUUCAUGUUCCAGCAUUACACUGAGACUGUAUUCUGUACGAGAGAAUUGAAGCGGGCAAGUACUGCUCGUCCAUGGUGCAGUAACAGCCCACCAGUGUCUUAUGGUUUCGUUCAAAAGCUGUACUGGAAUGUUGGACCGUUUGAAUAUUGGACAGUGUCUCAACUUCCAAACUUUGCACUGGCAAUGCCUAUCCUUUUUUUCUCCUUGGCCGGCGUCGUCAAGUUCUUCUCCCACUUGGUAUCUUCCUCUCAAGUUCUUAAUCACGGCACUGAAGAAAUCCCACCGCCUCCUAUACUAUUCGAGCUCUAUUCUGUCCAUGUUCUGACCAUGGCGCUGCUGUUAUUCACCAGUCAUACUCAGAUAACCCUACGGGUCUGCCUAGGUGAUCCCGUGGUUUGGUGGAAUGCGGUCAAAUUAGGAUUUGACAAUGUUCAAAUUGGCGAGGCCCCCACGGGGCAAGUCAAGGUGAAUAAGUUUGGAAGAUACUGGAUAGGCUGGACUGUGGUUUGGGGCGCAGUAGCUGCCGUAUUAUGGGCAGGACACUACCCACCUGCAUAGAAGUGUACCAAAAGAAUAGAGAUGCAUAUCAUGUUAUUAUGGGAUCCUUUGAGGUUAUCGCAAGAUCUCGUUGGGAAGAUAAACAUUCAAAGAGAAGGAAGGCAGAAAGAAUAUCACGAUCGUAUUUUGAAGUGCUAAUCAUAGGGAAUAGGUGCUAACUAACAGAUGGCUAUCGGCUUGUGAUGCUUGACAAAUUUAUUAACUCCGCGCUUUUUUUUUACUCCCGAGCUCUCUUAUCCAAAUCUUCCAGUCGUGCAACUUCUUCUUGCCAGUACAGGACACUAUCAGCAGCUCUUCUUCUUUUCAGCCGUUGUUGUUCCUCUUCAUUGCCUCCUGCACCCAGCACGACACUUGCGAUCCUCUGGUGAUCCAGCAGUCUCAAUCCAGUGAUACUUACCGCCUUUCUUGCUCUCGUUUGCAUCUUCUCCUUGAUACCUCCUCGACCCAUAUCAAGAUGUGAUAGCUUGCCAUCCUUCGAGAUGAUGGAUAAAGGUUCCGGAGAUGGCAACAAAGCCAUACAGCGAACUUUAUCGCGAGCGUUUUCGAGGCAAGCUCGAGCAUAAGCAAGCGUACCGGGUGUUAGACCCAGGAUUUUCUCGGCUUUGUCGGCGAGCUUGAAUAUUUCAGUUUCGGGAGUAUCCUGGGUUGAGAUAUGAAGAGGGAAGGGGGGUGGGUGGGAUGGAGUUACAGGGCGAGAAGAGUUCGGCCAUCUCAUCGUACGCGUACUCGUUCUCUCGCUGUUCAGUCUCGUCAACUUUGAAUCGAUUUCUGGCCUGCGAAGAUUGAAUAGCAAAUCGAUCUAUCUUUUUGGUCGACAGAUGGCCAACAGUGGUUUCAGUCAUGAUGGGUAGUAAUGCAGUCAUCUAUGCCCAUUGGGGUUAAGUGGGUCAAACGGUAAGCAAGGAUAUACAGGAGACUAUGCUUACAAAGGAACUCGGACUACUUAUGGGGGGAAUGCCCGCAAGGAUGACUGCAGACUAGGAAAGGAUGGCAAACAGGCAAAGGUGAGUUUAUUGCAGUGUAUUUGGAUGUUUCAAUGGCAGGCGCCGUACAGCUUCUUGGUGGAUUAGGGUGCGCCAUUGUUUAUUGUGUUGUGUUACAGUGUCCAUACGAGGGGCCAGGGUUUCAUCCAGGCUCCAGAGGGUGAACUGCUACUAUUGUUGUCUAGGUUGCAGGCGUUUGGUGACGGUGGUUGAUGAUGUGUGUCUGUCGGAGGAUGACUUUUGUGAUGGACCAUUUAUACGCGCCAGGAACCAGAUCUGGUGCAGAGCUUGUCAAAGAGACGAUGAAUGAAGCUUGUCGUCAAAAGAGAAGGGAUUGAAUCUUCCAGAAAAGUGUAGUCCCUACUAGAGUUCCGAUGGACAUCAUAGCCUAGAUACGUAUGUAUAGAUAUGAUUGAAG
Cryptococcus deneoformans JEC21 is the source of this 2756-nucleotide messenger RNA. RefSeq lists its product as hypothetical. Gene Ontology annotation, biological process: GPI anchor biosynthetic process. The record is from RefSeq and is a predicted model, not a curated record. The transcript is spliced from 8 exons. Lineage: Eukaryota; Fungi; Basidiomycota; Tremellomycetes; Tremellales; Cryptococcaceae. Gene Ontology annotation, molecular function: alpha-1,6-mannosyltransferase activity; GPI mannosyltransferase activity. Bases 84 to 1355 code for a protein of 423 amino acids. Gene Ontology annotation, cellular component: endoplasmic reticulum membrane; mannosyltransferase complex.